This is a messenger RNA of Drosophila subpulchrella, 1305 nucleotides long. It is a transcript of the gene lectin-24Db, whose product is annotated as CD209 antigen. The record is from RefSeq and is a predicted model, not a curated record. Lineage: Eukaryota; Metazoa; Arthropoda; Insecta; Diptera; Drosophilidae. Bases 60 to 1253 code for a protein of 397 amino acids. The transcript has a single exon.
AGAGCUCUUCAAACAAAUACAUCCAGAAUCAUUCCGUUUCAAUUCCUCGCUGCUUGCGGAUGCAAACUUUCAUCAUGUUCAGGAUCGAAACCUAUAUUAUGUAUUCAUUAAUUGCGUGGAAUCUGUGUGGAUGCCAAUCGGAAUCGCAGGAUAGUGCCCGGUCUGUAUGCCUGCUGCAAGAUCCGCCGAAUCAGUGCGGGGAGUUCUGCCUCUCUGUGCUGGAACCCCUUUUGGGUCACAUUGCCAAGCACCAGGAGCAAUGGAACACCUCCGAUGCCCUCAAACUAAACGACGCCCAAGCCAAACUGGACAGAAUCCAGACCAAGUUGGACUGGCAAGCCACAUCCCUGGGGGAUUCCCUGAAGAAAGUCCUAACCCAGGACUUUCAGGAUAAGCUUACCAGAAUGGAAGCUCACCAGACGGACAUUCAAAAGUCAAUGGGUUCGCAAUUGGAUAUGCAGAUCAAUCUGGAAAAGCAGCAAAAGUCCCUGGCGGAGACUUUUAAGAGUAUCGUCCCGGAAAACUUUGCGGAGAUGCUGGGCAAAAUGAAGGAAGAGCAGACAUCUUUUCAGGAGAUUCUUAAGAAAAUUCCACUUGAUGUCGAGCAGAAACUUGCUACAAUGCAUGAUCAACAGAAGUCCCUUGGGGCUCAAUUAGAAGAUCAGAAAUCCCAGCUGGAAGCUCUUAGGAAAACCAUCCCAGAAAACUUCGAGGAGAGGCUGACAACAUUACAGGAAAAUAUAAAGAAAAUGCCGGAGGGCUUGGAGGGAAGACUGGAGAGGUUGGAAAACAAUCAGAAGGAUAUGCAGACAAAGAUGGAGGCUCAACAGGUCAGACUUAUGAACACUCUUACCAAAAUUUACGCUAAAGUCUAUUGGCCGAAGUUUGAGCGAAUCGGCUCUAGUCUUUUCUUUAUCGAUCGCAAAAAUGCAUACAGUUGGCUUACAGCCGUGAACACCUGUCGCGAAAUGGAUGGCUUUAUAGCCUCCAUCAAAGACCAAGAGGAGUUGGACGCCAUUAAGGCGAAACUGGGUGGGGAGCACUACUGGCUGGGCAUCAACGACCGAGACAGCAGGGGGGUCUACGUAUCCCACGCAUCCGGAGAGAAAGCUCCAUUUUUGAAGUGGAAAAGCGGGGAACCCAACCACGGUGAAAGCGACGAGCGCUGCGUUGAACUUGUGAACGGCGAGAUGAACGAUGAACCGUGUUCCAAAGAGAAGUUUCUAAUUUGCCAAGCUAACUUUGAUUUGUAGCUUAAUACAAUGCUGUUCUGUUUAAAGAGAAAUACAACCUAUUAAAACAUUA